AUUCACCGCCUCCGCUCCUCCUCGUCAUCUUUCGGAGGCAACUUUGGAGCCCACAAAAGAAGCCCACAGUGGUUCUUGGACGCGCGCCGCGGUGACCACACGUCUUCUUUCCCUGCCCGACUGGCCCGACCCUCUCUGCGCUGACCGUCUCUUGGUAGCAUAAAAGACGUAGGACUAGCGUCAGAGAAAAAACACCUUGCGGAUUUUAUCCACCCUUCGCGACAACGACCGGCGGCUCGAGAUGACCAAGUUGGCUCUCUACGGAACUCUGCUCGUCGCGGCGGUCUGCAUCACGCUGGCCGCUGCCGACCACCACGAGUCGCUCAAGAAGCACCGAGGCGAGAAGAAAGCUCACAGCGUUCUGGAAGGCAGCGACACCUGGAGGAAGCUACACCGGUCCAACAAGCACAGCAAGGAGCGUUUUCACCACCACGAGAAACACAACGAGAAGGAGCUGAAGAAGAUCCAGAAGCACGCCGUGCUCUCGGUGCCUCGCCACGAAGCCAGCCUGCAGGGGGACACCCUGGUGAACCGGCGGGCGGCCCACAAGCGCCAGCACGACCCCCACAGCACCGACAUCCACCUCCAGGACCUGGCGCACCCUAACGGCGGACACGCGCACCCGCACCACGAGAAGCUGACCCACGCCAACCACAGGCCCUCCGUGAAGCACGAGCGCCACAACACGUCGCCCCCCGUGCGCUCUGGACACCAGAUCCACCGCCCCCUGCCACAGUUCGACCGCGAGGACAUCGAGGACCGCCGUCCGGUGCACAUCCACACCAACAGCAGGGCCCGCUCUGCACUCCGCUACGCCAAGCAGAGCCGGAGGGUCCACAAGGACGGCAAGGAGCGCAAGUUCAAGAAGGCCUUCGAGAAGAAGUCUCAGCAUUCCAAGCCGCACUACGUGUGGUAGAGCGACCGGCGGCACGGUUCGCACGAGCAAGGAGCAAGGACGUUUUCGGGGUGGGAGCAAGCUUAAAGAGUUCUGUUGAAGAGAGGGGGGGGGAGGCGCAUGAUACUCUCAUUACGUUAGUUAACUCAAAAAAUCCGAGCGAGUGUCUCGUUCCAGAACGGUUACCAGAGUUGCAUCUCGGACAGUGUUCGUUCCGUACCCAGGGAGCACUAUGUUGACGAGACCUGCGGUUAAGCGCGGAUUCUUACAACGGGUGCCACUUACGGAUCUAGACAAAAAACAGGCAGUGCGUUUCGGGUAGAGCUCUGGUCACUCGUAUCGCGACGAGAGUAUUGAACAUUUUCAAAAAUAAUUGGUUUUCGAAGGAAGACUGAGAGGUUAAUUGGGCCGUGCUCAAAGCUAGCUUGCAAAAUCCUGUUUACUCCGUCAAGGUGUUCGAUCUCUGUGCAUUGAAAAAAAAAAAAUCAAAAGGUUUCACAAGAACUCAACUGCUGUGCAGCUUUGUAAGGAAUGAAUGUAAUCUCUGUUAUGUAAAGGAAUCGAGACAGCUAAGAUCGAUACCGCAACUGUUGCCCACAAAUUUCAUAUUGCAGGAGGAUAGAAACUUGAAAAUGAAAAUCCGGCAACGAUCGCUAAGGAAGUGGGAGCUUGUUUGGAAUCCUGUGGAGCGCUUCGGUUAUGAAGAGUGAUGAUGCUGAUACUUGUUCGAGCAUGCCAUUGCAGGCUACGAUUUUCUGUGCAUACUCUUUUGUUUUGUUUGCAUUUUGGUGGUUUUGGCUCUCAGCAUUGCUAACAUCAGACUUUUCACGUGGGGAAAUCGACAACACUUUACUUCGUCCGCUCAUUAAUGAUUCCUUCGAGUAUGUAUACUAAUACAAAAUAAGACAUAAAACGGUGAUAAUAAACGCUCAAAUAUAUUUUUUCUCAAUUGA
Ixodes scapularis (black-legged tick) is the source of this 1848-nucleotide messenger RNA. RefSeq lists its product as uncharacterized. The coding region runs from base 242 to 916 and encodes 224 amino acids. NCBI's taxonomy places the organism in Eukaryota, Metazoa, Arthropoda, Arachnida, Ixodida, Ixodidae. The record is from RefSeq and is a predicted model, not a curated record. The transcript is spliced from 4 exons.